Scylla paramamosain (green mud crab) is the source of this 2066-nucleotide messenger RNA. RefSeq lists its product as uncharacterized. Bases 655 to 1554 code for a protein of 299 amino acids. Lineage: Eukaryota; Metazoa; Arthropoda; Malacostraca; Decapoda; Portunidae. The transcript is spliced from 6 exons. The record is from RefSeq and is a predicted model, not a curated record.
CCCGGCCAGCGACACGUCUGGGUACUAUGACCUGACCCCGGACUCCUCCAGCGGGGCAUCCGGGGCAAAGACAUUCAAUUUAGAGGAUAUUCCGUACCCUACCAGAGAGAGUGAGAGGCACAGCCCCUCCAACAUGUCCCUCUCCUCCUCCUCCUCUGCCCCACCCACCCCGCCCCGCCCCCCCCCACCCCAGACACCCUGGAUGCCAUCCCCAUUCCCCCACCCACCCUGGACCUCACCAACAUCCCCAUGCCGCCCGUCACCUUCACCAUCACCCCGCCAUCCCCCAUCCCCAGGCCCAAGAAGGACCCCCUGCCAAGACCCAAGCCCCCGGUCCCCCUUCCUCCCAUGGCAGCUGCCCCACUGCCCCCCUUAUCCGUCCCCUUGCCCUGCCCCACGCCUGCCCACAGGGAGGAGUCCCUACCAGCCUCGCCGCCCCGGGAGGUGCCCCCCAUCGGAGGGGCGCCGGUGUCCCCGGGGGACAUGACAGCGACGACGACGACGAGCCCCCCGUCCUGCAUCCCCCGGCCCCCGAGCCCCGCCCCACCCCACCCACCACCAGCCACACCACCAUAUAGUGUGGUCACAUUAUUGUCAUCAUGAUCAGGCCGCCGCGGGCCGUGGUGGCGUGGCGCCGCGGCCUUCACCCUGCUCAUGACACACGAUUCCGCGCCGCCGGCCAGGGACCUCAGCACCGCCUUGAUUCGCGCUAACACUUUCCAGGCCUUGGCUUCCUGCGGCCUUCACCCUGCUCAUGACACAUCAAUCCACGCCGGCCGGGACCUUACGCCUUCGAUGUAUUACUCUGGCAGCCCAGCCCGCCCCUACCACCACAGCCCGCACACCCUAGAGCGCCCCCCACAUGCUGGCCUCUUCCCUGCUUCACCGCCAGGCCAGAUGGCUACUCAGUGUGUGGCGGCCUCAGGGCGUGGCAGCCGCCACACCCCCGAGGGCUCCUCGCCCCCAGACCACUGCCACGGCCCACACACCCCAGAGCGCCCCCCACAUGCUGGCGGCUUCCCUGCUUCACCGCCAGGCCAGAUGGCUACUCAGGAUGUGGCGGCUGCCACACCCCCCGAGGGCUCCCCGCCCCCAGACCACUGCCAGUACCACAGCCCCGUGGUGCAGUACCACAGCAGCAUCAGUCCUCCCUUCUCCCGCAGCCCCCCGUGGAGCCCCGAUGGGGGGCGCCGCGCCAGCCCCACAGGGUGGCGCAGUCCAUGCUACCAGCACCACCACCACCACCACUACACUGCCCCACCCCGCGACCGCUGGAGCCCCCCGGGGCGCCGCUCAUCACCCCCAGACCGCCGUGCCUCCCCGGAGCGGGGCCGCUCACCCCCCAGCCGCUCCCCACGCUACUCCCCGCGCGCCAUUCCCGUCUAUUUUCCCCACAGGGCAAGGGCUAUGGGUACUCUCCCCCUGCGGCAGUAUUUGAUGACCUCCACUGGGUUCCACAAGGGGGAGGAACAGCGAGUCUCUCCCCCCCAGCCCGCUCCCCCUCCCCCAACACCCUGGAUGCCAAGUCUUUGGAUCCCAGACUGUUGGAUGUGACGCCACAAGACACAGGGCUUCGUAACACCAGUGCACGGUGAUCAAGACAACACUGGACCAGAAAGACGCAAAGUACAGGGAACAACACAGUGCUUCUUCAUUUUAGGUGAGCCAGAAUGAGCUUGUUAAACUGAGCGGCCUCUUCAAGUACCACUGGAACUGUUCGUCAGAGGAGGAGGAGGAGGAGGUAAGGGAGUGCGCCAAGACCCUUUACAGCGGUGCAAAGGAGUGGAGGGAGAUGAGGAGAAAUUUGAAAGAGAACAGAAGUAGAAUGACAUCAGAUAGCAGGAGUCCUUAGGAUUUAGCACAAUAAGAUCAAUAAUUCUCUUACAUGAGUGACCUAAAGUAAGGCAGUUUAGUCUGGCCUAACUUAACUGACCUACCUAUUUCUGUUAUGAGCUAAGAUAGGCUAUGUUAGGUUAUAUUAAAUUAUAUAAUUAUUAUUAUUUUUUCAUCAUUAUUAUUAAAGAAAGGAAAUAGAACUGAGAAAAUAAAGUUAAAAAUUAUUGUUA